Molecule: messenger RNA, 8731 nt
Organism: Mya arenaria
Lineage: Eukaryota; Metazoa; Mollusca; Bivalvia; Myida; Myidae
Product: collagen alpha-1(III) chain-like
Exons: 10
Coding region: 862-5661 (1599 amino acids)
Source: RefSeq, a predicted model, not a curated record
AUUUAAAUGAGUAACAGAAAUCAGGAGUGGAUUAAAUACAAGGGAUAUAUAUAUGUGUUAUCAUAUUUCAUUUGUUAUUGUUGGUAAAACAUUCAAAAACAUGGAAUACUGAAUCGGGGAAAAUACUUGAUGCACUUUCGUCUGCAGAUAGCUAGCUCGACAUUGUAUAGAAUCUAAUAUCAUCAGAUCAGUGUUAUGAUUUUGUGCUAUUUAUCAUAUGGAUGUAAAUUUGAAUACAGUGUCAGUACAGUGUAUUGGUGAAAAUUGAUUUGUUCAGUGAAUUAAAAUUCAAAGUUAUGCUUUGUAGUGUGGAUAAAUACUGGAGUUUAAAUAGCAGACGAAAAUUCUGAUAAGUGUAGAGAGAGAAUCGUUUGGGAGAGUGGUUUAAUGUGUGGGCUAGUGAGUGGUUAAGUGAAAGAAAAGAAUAAUAAUAUUUGUACAGAAGUUUUGUCACACUGAGGUGGUACAAGCAGGCAGUCGAAAUCUGAAAUCUUCAGACCGAAGGUUGUUUUAACCAAAUGUUAAGAAGAAAAAGGACAUUGGCAGCCAAAAACCCUUGUUUUAAAGACACACCUAAACUUAAAGAUUUGAAUUGCUGAGCCCACAGACACUGGAGGCCAUGAUACUGCUCAAACCAGUCCAGACAAGGGGGAAAUAACUCCUGAUUUAAUUGCCUUGGAACCUAAAAACUCUAGAGAAUGCCAGCGUCAAGCCUGUCUCCAUAAAACAUUCACACACACACAAGGUGCUGUUGCCCAAGAAAGUCUUCCUCCUGCUUGAUACUGCGGUUGUCCACACUUACAAACAUUGACUCCUCACCACCAUGAGAUAUAAAGAGGCUGCUGUCUGCUGUAGGUCAGAAUGCAUACCACAUCGCCAUCUAUAAUGUCUCUGGCGGACACCAAGACAUGCGUUGAAGGGGAGGACAAUGACGGCGACGUCCUUAAACAGGAGAACCAGGAUCUAGCGGGGCUUUUGUCCUCUCCCGAAGGCAAGACACACCCCCUUGACCCCUCCGCCCCGCCUAACAAGGUGGAGGUCAAUAGCGACCCGUCCUCCUGCCCCGGCAACAACAUCAAGGAGGAGAUUAAAGAGGAAAUCACUGCAAUAAAGACAGAGCCCUCGAAUCCUGGAAGUGUCGGUAAACUGCCGAAUGGGGACGUAAAUCCAGACCUGGAGAAAGGUGUUCCUACUCCUGGUGACAUAAAACCCCAAGAAAAAGCAAAACAAGAACAGAAUGGCAACCCGCACACACCAGGGAUGGCAGACGGACAACAACCCACAUCAAACAACAUGCCCAAUAUGCACAGAAACAGUAUGCACUCUAUGGGUAUGAGUCCAGGCUCGGCAGGAGGGCCAAUGGGACCACACAUGGGCGGGCCACCCAUGGGCCCAGGCCCGCAGAUGGGGCCAGGCGGGAUGGGGCCUGGAAUGGGCGGGCAGGGACCGCCAGGCGUGAUGAUGGGAGGGCCCAUGUCAUCAGUUUCGGGCCCCGGACCAGGCGGUCCGCCCAUGGGGCCAAAUGGGCCACCCAUGGGGCCGAAUGGACCUGUGGGACCUAAUGGGAUGGUGGGACCGAACAGUGGGCCAAUGGGGCCGGGGCCUAAUGGGAUUGGCCCUAUGGGGCCGCAUAAUCAGCAGGUAGCUAGUGAAGGACAAUUGAUUCAACAGCAGAGUGAAAUUUUUGUCUUCACAACGCAGUUAGCGAAUGAAGCAGCCCAGGCUGUUCAGUCCGGCCAGUAUAAGAACAUUCUGUCGUACCAUAUGGAUCAGCCGGCAACGAAAUCCUUUCUUCAGAAGAACCCGAAAAUGAGGGCAAACAUGUAUAUGCAAAACAUGCGAGGCAGAAUGAACAACCCGAUGGGCGGUAUGCCCGGACCAGGAAUGGGGGGUCCCAUGGGGCCGUACGGACCGGGCCCGAACUCGUCCAGUAGCGUGGCACAGUGGGUGCAGCAACAAAAUCAAAACUUACAAGAGCAGGGACUCAGUAUGAGUGAUGGUGACCCUCGUAUGAUGAUGGGGCCAAAUAGUUCAAACUUUUCACAAAUGAUGAUGGAGGAUUUUGACUUUGGUGGGCCUGGCGGGCCGAUGAAUAGUAUGAGCAUGAUGCAAAACAAAGUUCCUAAUGAAAAUUUGACUCCUGAGCAAUUACAACGCAGACAAGAACAGUUAGCAAAUUUAAAAAAAAUUCAGCAGAUGUUAUUCCCGGAGCAACGUGGUCAGCAAGGUUUUCCCCCUGGGGGCCCCGGACCUGGCCUUGGGGGUCAGGGCAUGAUGCCCGGGGAUAUGGAAAUGUACCAGCAACACAUGGCAUCCAAGAGGGCUAUGAUGUCCCAGCAAGGCAUGAUGGGUGGGGGAAUGAUGGACUCUCGACAGGAAAUGAUGUCACAGGAACAAUUUAUGAUGUCACAGGGUAUGUCACAAUUUGGACCUGGUCCUCACCCACAAAACAUACAGAACAUGCCGCCCGCUCAGCGUGAGUGGAUACGACUGCAGCAAGAGCAUAUGGCAGAAAAACGGGCGCAACAACAGCCCCGAGGCAUGGGCCCUAAUGGUCCAAACGGGCCCCAAAUGGGUCCCGGUCAACCUCCCCCCUCGUACUACAGUUCUAUUGCUCAAAAACAACGCCAUGGCUCAGUGGGCAUGGGAUCUCCUACCUCACCAAAUAUGAAUGGACCUAUGGGAUCACCAUCGGUUGCACCAGUUGACCCCAAUGACCCAAUGAUGUUCCCUGGUCAACGAAAGGGCUCGUUUUCCAGUAUGGACCCGUUAGGGCCGUUGGGGCCUGCCGGAUUGGGCCCAGUAAUGGAACCUAUGAUGUCACAAGGAUCUCCAAUGAACCAUAACAUGGGCGGACACAUGGGCCCUAUGCCCCCAGGGCAUGGCCCCAUGAAGGGCUCAAAUGUGUCAAUACAACGGGCAGGCAACCCUGAACAAUUUGUGCCAGACUUGCCCGUUUCUGUGGCAAGCAGUUCAGCAAAUAAGCCUCCUCCAAGUUAUGCUCAGUCCACAAAGCGGAAACGGGACGAUAUGGAGGAAUUGUGUAAAAACUUACAACCGACUCCCUCACCUCAACAUAUAAGUUAUCUCAAUCAGUUUGAUGGCCAGGAACUGACUAUAACAAAACAAAUCAACACAGCAUAUCGUGAUACUAACACUAGUGAGUCCCAACAACCAAGCCAUUAUACUCAAAACAAUCAAAUGGUAAACUCUCCCUUGCAUGCACCAGGAUCAAACAAAGGGCCAAUGUCAAACUCGAGUCAGACAUCUAGUGGGCAGUUAGCAAGCCCGGGUCCCGUAAGUGUGUCACAAAAUUCAGGGCAGGGUCCCGGACCUAGCCCAUUGUCGGGCGCAAAUAUGCGCCUCACGCAUUAUGAUCCUCAACAACAACAAACACCUCAGAAUAGUGGUAGUAUGUCAAAUUCACCUACAACGCCAACAGGAAAAUCUUCAUUAUCGAACAUCACAUCAGCGAGUCUAGCAAAUUUAGCCAAAGGAGUGGAAAACCUUUCAAACCAAAUGCAGCAACACAUGAUGCAGGGUGGCCCUUUCCACAGCAUACAGAUGCAGAGUCAACAACAAGGGGGGCCUCAAUCAGGCAAUGGUAACGGUGGUCCCCUGACACCGCAGCCCUCACAGGCCCCCAACCAGCAGCCUAUGGCACACACCCCGCCUUCAAACACCACCCAGCCCCCCCAUACCACCCCAAGUGUGAACAAUACCUAUGUGAACGCAAACUUGUCCAUACAACAAGUAAACAUUCAAGGUGUGAACCAUGUUGCAGGUGCAGGGAACUCUAAUUACCCGAACGUCAGUUGCUCCUCUUCAAUGCAAGUUCAACAUAUGAAUAUGGAGCAAAACAUGAACAUGCAGCAACAGGCAAGUGGUGGAAUGACUUCUAUGUCACAGUCAAUGAGUAUGGCCCAAAGUAGUCUAGCGCAAAAUAACAUGACUUCAUCAUCUUGUAUGCCUCAUGGUGGAAAUAAGAUGAACACAGGACCAAUGCCCAUGAAGGAUGGAAACACCUUUGGUCACAUGGGGCCACCGUCAAACAUGCAUAAACAAAUGUCGCCUUUUGCUCAGUCUCAGAACCCACAACAAGUGCCUACAUCGGGUCGCAAUUCACCAGGCUUUCCCCCCAGCUCAAUGGGCAAUGCCAAUGUUCAGAUACAGCAGAAAGCUCCAAAUACUAUACAAUAUCUGCCUGCUAACCAAUCCAAUAUGCUUCCAGAUAACAAACCUUUGGGUAAACCAGACUUAGACUUCAUGAAUCAGUUCACAAAUCCAGGAGGUCCUAUUGGAAACAUGGAUGGAAAAGUGCCAACUUCAAAAAUGCAGUAUUUCUCCGGAGGUGGUGGUCCAGGUCAUGGGCCAGGGAGUAACAUUUACGGCCCAGGGGGCCCAAUGGGAAUGGGGCCAGGGAUUGACGGGAGAAUGGGGCCAGGAAUGAGCAUUGGGCCUGGAGGGCCUGAUCCAAGAUUUGGAGGUUCUUCCAUGUCAGAUCCACGGAUGGAUCCAAGAAUGGUCUCAUCAAUGGCUGGUGAUCCGAGAAUGGGGGGCGAUCCAAGAAUGGGCACUGAUCCCAGAAUGGGUGGAGAUCCAAGAAUGGGUGGAGAUCCAAGAAUGGGUUCUGAUCCCAGAAUGGGUGCUGAUCCCAGAAUGGGUACUGAUCCCAGAAUGGGUGCAGAUCCUAGAAUGGGCGCAGAUCCAAGAAUGGGCGCUGAUCAAAGAAUGGGAAGUGAUCCGAGAAUAGGCAAUGAUCCAAGGAUGGGUCCUCUGGGCCCUACAGGAGAUCCAAGGAUGGGUGGGCGGCCAGAUGGUAGGAUGGGGCCAGACAUGGGUAUGUCAGAUCCACGCUAUGGGCCAGGAGGCAUGGGGCCUAUGUCUGACCCGAGAAUGGGGCCGAGUUCUGGGUCUAUGAUGGGAAUGGGCCCAGGGUCAGGUCCCAUGGGUUCUAUGAGGCCAGGAUCAAGAGGCAGCCCUUUUACUGGGCCAAUAGGGCCUGCUGUUCAACAAUCCAUGAUGAUGCGAAGAGGAAGUCCUGACUUGCCAAUGGGAAACAGUUUUAGUCCAGACCCGAUGAGCAGUAUGAACUCUAGUUUAAGCAUGAGUGGUCCAAUGUCUAUGGGUGGAUCCUUGGGCGGCCCAAUGUCUGCACUCUCAUCGAUGAGUGGCAACCCCAUGACAUCCAUGAGCAACAUGUCAAACAGUAUAAUGAAUGAAUCCAUGGGCCCCAUGUCUGGAGGCCCGCAAGGGGGCGGAAUGGGUGGUCCAAUGCCUUACAACAGCCCGCCAUACAGUGGGGGUCCGAUGGGAAGCCCAAUGAUGCCCGGUGGUCCAGCAGGGAUGUCAGGACCCAGGAUGCAAGGGCCACCAGGAGGCAUGGCUGGGAGAUCAGGCCCAUUUCCACGACAGCCAAGCCCAGGCAUGAGAAUGUCAGGCCCAGGGAUGGUGGGUCCAGGUGGGCCGCUAAGUCCAGGAGCCCCAGCAUAUACUGCUAGCCCCCAAUAUCAGCAUUUCCAGCAGCAGCUCUAUGCCCAAGGGAGGCCUAGACAGAUGUCGCCCAUGGAUGGGAUGAUGGGAGGCCAGGGUGGUCCCCCAGGUCACAGUUAUGGGCACAUGGGUCCAGGAAUGAUGCCAAAUAUGCACGGAGGCAUGUGAGACUAGAUUAUACACAUUCAUAGAGAAAAAAAAUCAAUGUGGCAAAAGUGAGAGCUGUCAAGAAUCAGCAAUUCAGGGAUUUGCCUAAGAGUAAAACAAGAGCUGAACAGUUUGUGGGUUGUGGUUAAGAUGGUGAAAAAGGAAUGGUUUUAUGUGAAAUUGAUUGUAUAUUUGGCACAGAGAAAAGUUUGGCCACUUAUGAGUGGUUUGUGCUGUACAUGGUUGUGAAACAAAUUAUGCUGACAAGUUAAGCUGGUAAAUGGUAGAGGGAAGUUGUCAAAUGGAACCCAGAGCUGCCAAAGAGUGUGUCAGUUAACAUGAUGUUGAAAUUGAAACUUAAGCGUGGGUAACUAUAACUUACAAUGUAUGGACAAUGGUCCAAAUGAUACUUCAGUGAAGUUUAAAUAGCUCAAGGGAUUAUAAAACAUGUGUCAAUGAAUCAGAGGUUUAUGUGAUGCCGGAUUCUAGUUUUUACAGAUGCCAUAUUAUGUAACAUUACACUGGCUGAUAUUGGCUGGUAAAACUUUUGUGAGAUUUACUUUUGUUAUAAAUGCUCUUUUUAUAUACAGAGUAAUGGACAAAUGAUUCCAAAAUGCUUGAACAAUCCAGAUAUGGUUAUGAAACAAGACCGUGUCAAUGCUUAUAAUAUGGUACUGAUAGACAGAAUGAACAUGUCAAUAAAACAGUCUUUGUCUCAAGAUUUCAGUGAAUUUACUAGCUAGGCCCAAAUAUCACCAAAAAAAACGUAAGUGAAAUCUCAAUCUCUGUCUCAACUCAUUUGAUCAUAUAACAGUAUAACUUGAUUCAAAAUGUUAUGUUUUACUCUUUUUAAAAGGGCGUUCACUCUUAGAUUAAAGAUAUUUGGUCAAUGUUAUGUUUUACUCUUUUAAAAGGGUGUUCACUCUUAGAUUAAAGAUAUUUGGCCAAUAUUUUAUAAAGAAAAUAUUUCUUGGGCAAUAAUUGCACUUGAGUCCAAUUUAUAAAUUUCGAAUUAUUACUCCCAUAUAUUUUGUGCUUAAUUGUUUUGUUGAGAAAAAUGAACAAUGGUGUUUACAAUGAUGCACAAGACAAUGCACUGGUUAUAAUAGUAAAACUUUCCAUAAUGUCACAUGAUGACGUUGAAGAAUGAGUUGAGAUUGAGUUCUUAAGUUCUUUGGUUAUAUUGGGGCCAGAUAUUUCCGCACUUCCGAAAAUUGAAAACAAGUUAUCAUAUAAAAAAAAUGAUACAUUAGCUCAGAUAAUUUGUGUUAAAUAAUCAAGUAUUGCUAUUGACAGUUAUUUCUUCACUUAGCUGGAAACAAAGUAUUUAUGAUCUCAGGUUUCUGUGAACAAAAUGUUUAUUUCUAACACACUACUGCAAAAUAUCAACUGGGGAAGAUUUCUGAAAUUAUUUAUCACUCUAUGUCAUGCCAACUUUUCAAAACCGGAGCCACCAUUGUUUUGAUUUCAUAGAAUGAAAAUGUUUACAUAUUAUUCUCACUUCUUAGAAAGAAUGUUAGUAAGCAAAUACAUCAAUACUAGGAAUUAGCAUGUUAGUACUUCUUGUAAACAAACUCCUAAACUACAGCAUCAGAUACACUGCCAUAUAAAGGCUAGUUCUGCAUCUGAUGCUAGUUCUGGAUAUUAUUUACAAGAAUUUAAUAAACAAGCUUAGUCCAUAUUUUACACAUUUCAAAAUAAAACAUGUUCAAAAAAAUUAAAUCAAACAUUUGUUGAAGUUUCUAUUACUUUAAAAGCUAAUUGAAUGCAAUUGGUUAAAACUCAAAUUUAGGUGAACUGUUUUAUUAUAAAAACAACAUUUUUUUGAAGAAGUCUUAUAAAGGUAUAUAACUUUCAAGAACUUCAGAGCAACUUUUUUAAUUGGUGUCAAGUAUCAAGAGUAUUGCAUAUUAUCCUAACAUUAUGCUGUGGAUUAAGUUAUAUGGAAGCAUGUUUGGUUCUGAAUUGAAACUAUAUUUACAGAAGUAAUACUUGCAAACUGUUUUACUGUUACCUUAUAUGAGGGCAUUAUUACAUGGUCAAAUUCAGCAUAAUAAUUCAAGACAUGCUGCAUUUCCAUGUCGCUCACCAACCAAAGUUUCUAUAGAUAUGCCUUACCCAAAGACAAUUGCUAUAGGGAUAUUAAUGACUAGUUAAUCAGUUCAGAAUCAAAAUGUCUUCAAGCAAUUAAGUGUGAAAAGGCAUUUUUACAAGGAACUCUGUCCUAAUAUAUUUGUCUGUAAAUAAAAACAUUUUUAUCAUGUAUUUGUACAUACUGAUAUUUUUUCACAUCAUUCUUUUCUAGUGAUGUAUAUUUAAGACGUUAUACAUGUAUGCUAAUUUUGUCAUUACAAUCACUUUUAUUAUGUAUGUUUUUUCUGUUCUAUGAAUAUUUAUGAUUGGUUGUAUUAUAAUGAAUAUGUGAUUUUUAAAUGAUGUUGACAUUUUUUAGGAAAACCUAUUUUUCGUCCUCAUAAAAACUAUAAAUGAUUGUGUGCUCAUACAAAUUUGAUGUAUAAUCUCACCCCUUUUUACCGACUAUGAAAAGUGCAAUAGGCAAGCUAUAGAUGUAUAAUUUCUUAUUCUCAAUUCAUUAUGACUGCUCUGUAUUUGGACGCAUGCACUUUCAUUAAGUUGUUUCUUUACCAUUACAAUACAAUCUUUCCUUAUCUCUUUCAUCCUAACCACUGUUUUCUACAAACUUAUUAAUAAAACGGAUAAUCCCUUUAAGAAUUGUACCUUUAAGAAUUGUAUGGCUAUAAAACUUCAGAGCUUACAUGAAAGCAUGCUGUUAAUUUUCUUUACAUUGCAGAAUUACAUGAACAAAUCAUUUGUAAGUUGUAAGCAACAUUUUUUAAAUGAUUUGUUUAAUAGAAAAAGUGUAUACAUUGAGAGAAGUUCUCUUUUAACAUGUAUUCUAUUUUUGAUAUAUUUUAUAUGGAUGAUUAAAUUAUUUCUCUGCAAAGAGCAGUCAGGAAAGUGACUAUAUGAAGAAAGGGGGGAUAAGGGAUUUUUGCCAUUUUACAUUUUGUCGACAUCAUUCUCAUUUCAUACAAUAAACAAGUUAGAAGUAAAUCAUGAAACAAUUGCA